Molecule: messenger RNA, 729 nt
Organism: Dipodomys ordii (Ord's kangaroo rat)
Lineage: Eukaryota; Metazoa; Chordata; Mammalia; Rodentia; Heteromyidae
Product: neuroendocrine secretory protein 55-like
Exons: 1
Coding region: 1-729 (242 amino acids)
Biological process (GO): response to parathyroid hormone
Source: RefSeq, a predicted model, not a curated record
AUGGAUCGCAGGCCCCGGGGUCAGCAUUGGCGCCGAGCUCGCCACAACUACAACGACCUGUGCCCGCCCAUCGGCCGCCGGGCAGCCACCGCGCUCCUCUGGCUCUCCUGCUCCAUCGCGCUCCUCCGCGCCCUCGCCACCUCCAACGCGCGUGCCCAGCAGCGCGCGGCCGCCCAGCGCCGGAGCUUCCUCAACGCCCAUCACCGCUCCGCCCAGGUGUUCCCCGAGUCCCCUGAGUCCGAGUCUGACCACGAGCACGAGGAGGGAGACCUGGAGCUGUCCCUCCCCGAGUGCCUAGAGUACGAGGAAGAGUUCGACUACGAGAGUGAGACCGAGACCGAGACGGAGACCGAGUCCGAGAUCGAGUCCGAGACCGACUUCGAGACCGAGCCCGAGACCGCGCCCGCCAGUGAGCCCGAGACCGAGCCCGAGGACGGGCGCAGCCCCCGUCGCGCCGCCUUCAACCAAUCCCUCACCGAGCGCCUGCACGCGCUCAAGUUGCAGAGCUCCGAGGCGGCCGCCAGCCCCGCGCAGCCCACCACUCAGGAGCCCCAGCGCCCCGGCGAGGGGGAGGAGCCCGAGGAGCGCGAUCCCCGGGACCCCGAGGAGUCUGAAGAGCGCAAGGAGAAGAAGCAGCAGCGCCGCUGCAAGCCAAGAAAGGCCACCCGCCGCGACCCCUCCCCCGAGUCCCCUUCCAAAAAGCCAUCCAUCCCCAUCCGGCGUCACUGA